Colletotrichum chrysophilum is the source of this 990-nucleotide messenger RNA. RefSeq lists its product as uncharacterized. The coding region runs from base 1 to 990 and encodes 329 amino acids. Lineage: Eukaryota; Fungi; Ascomycota; Sordariomycetes; Glomerellales; Glomerellaceae. Gene Ontology annotation, molecular function: protein binding; phosphatidylinositol-3,5-bisphosphate binding; phosphatidylinositol-3-phosphate binding. Gene Ontology annotation, biological process: autophagy of mitochondrion; protein lipidation; protein localization to phagophore assembly site. Gene Ontology annotation, cellular component: phagophore assembly site membrane; extrinsic component of membrane; cytosol. The transcript is spliced from 2 exons. The record is from RefSeq and is a predicted model, not a curated record.
AUGAUGGGCACCACAAAUUAUCUCGCACUUGUUGGCGGCGGAAGACAGCCAAAGUUCAGUUCUAGUAAAGCCAUCAUCUGGGACGGUCUCAAAUCAAAGGUGGCCAUGGAAAUCUCCUCGUUAACACCUGUAAGAGGCGUUCGUAUUGGCCGCAACCGCAUCGUCGUCGCGCUUCAAAACAGCGUUCGCGUAUACUCAUUUGCGAAACCACCCGAUCUCCAGGCCGUGUAUGAGACCACAAACAACCCUUUUGGCCUCUGCUGCCUCUCAGAAAAAACUAUUGCGUUCCCAGGUAGAACAGUUGGCCAGGUCCAACUCGUGGAUAUUGGCACUGGCAACGUUAGCAUCAUCCCCGCGCACUCCUCAGCACUCAGAGCCAUCCAACUGAGCCCAGACGGCGAAUCGCUGGCUACAGCAAGCGAGCAGGGUACGCUGAUCCGAGUCUUCGCGACGAGCAACUGCGCGAAGGUGGCUGAGCUGAGACGAGGCGUGGAUCCUGCAACCAUCUUUUCUCUUGGAUUUAGUCCGGAGGGCACCAAGGUGGCUUGCACGUCAGACAAGUCUACGUUGCAUGUGUUCGACGUCCCCCAUCCAAAGAGGGGUGUCGUUGUUCCAACGAGUCCAUCAGCAUCAAUGGCUGGGUCUGGCAUUCUCGCUGGCAGACCAGGCGAUGACGGCAAGGGCCGAUGGGGGUUUCUGGGCAAGAUCCCCUUGAUGCCCAGAAUGUUUUCAGACGUCUACUCAUUCGCAUCCGCACCAUUCGAAGCCGGCGAUGACCCGUUCAUGGGCAGCCUCCCCCUCUCAGAGCAGACUCCCCUUGGCACAACACGACCGCAGAAGGGACUCAUCGGCUGGAUUAACGAGGAAAGUCUGGUGGUCAUUGGUGCGGGCCAAGAUGCGAGGUGGGAGAAGUUCAUUAUCGCCAAGGCCGAGGACGGACGUCGUUAUCUUACACGGGAAGGCUGGAAGAGAUAUUUGGGUAGUGGCUAG